Messenger RNA from Orycteropus afer afer, 3468 nucleotides. RefSeq names its product cartilage intermediate layer protein 2 (gene CILP2). The transcript has 8 exons. The record is from RefSeq and is a predicted model, not a curated record. Lineage: Eukaryota; Metazoa; Chordata; Mammalia; Tubulidentata; Orycteropodidae. Bases 1 to 3468 code for a protein of 1155 amino acids.
AUGGCGCCACUCCCGCCACUGCUCUGCCUCUGCGUCGCCGCGGUGCACCUGGCAGGGGCCCGAGGUGCCUUCCUCACUGAGGGGCCCACGGGGACUGCAUGGGGGCUCCACAGAUGGUCACCACCCCCUGGCCAGCCCUCCCCAGCCCUGGAGAACUGGGAAGAGGCCAGCGAGUGGACGUCAUGGUUCAACGUAGACCACCCGGGUGGUGACGGCGACUUCGAGAGCCUGGCGGCUAUCCGAUUCUACUACGGGCCAACGCGCGUGUGCUCGCAGCCGCUGGCGCUGGAGGCGCGCACCACAGACUGGGCACUGCCCGCCACUGUCGGCGAGCGUGUGCACUUGAACCCCACGCGCGGCUUCUGGUGCCUCAACCGGGAGCAACCGCGCGGCCGCCGCUGCUCCAACUACCACGUGCGCUUCCGCUGCCCCCUUGAGGCAGUGUGGGGCGCGUGGGGCCCCUGGGGUCCCUGCUCCGGGAGCUGUGGGCCAGGUCGUCGCUCGCGUCGUCGCAGCUGCCCGGCUGAGGACACGUGUCCCGGGCGUCCGCUGGAGGCGCAGAAGUGCGUGCGGCCUCGGUGCCCAGGGUGCAACCCUGACACCUGUGGGUGCCCUGACCACGUCCUCCUGGGCACUGUGGUCACCCCAUCUGGGCGACCACUACCGGGAGCCAGGGUCUUCCUGAGAGGCCAACCAGGCACUGUGGCUACCAGUGAUGCCCACGGAACCUUCCGGGUGCCCGGCAUCUGUGCCAGCAGCCAGGCCAACAUUAGUGCCCAGGUAGAUGGAUUCUCUGCAGGCAUGGCCCAGGCCCAGGCCAAUGGCUCCAACUCAGCUGUGGUCACUCUUGUCCUUAAGAAGUUGGAGAAGCCCUAUCUGAUGAAGCACCCCGAGUCCCGAGUACGAGAAGCAGGCCAGAAUGUGACCUUCUGCUGCAAAGCUGCAGGCACCCCCACACCCAAGAAAUACUUCUGGUUCCACAACGGGACCCUGCUGGACAGGAGAGAGCUCAGGUAUGGGGCCCAACUGGAGCUGCGGGGCCUGCAUCCAGACCAAGCGGGUACCUACCACUGCAAGGCCUGGAAUGAUGCAGGCACCGUCCGUUCAGCUGCCGCCUGGCUCACGGUGUUGGCCCCAGGCCAGUCAGCCUGCGACCCCCAGCCCCUAGAGCACCUGAUCAAGCUCCCAGAUGACUGUGGUCAGCCAGACGGCAGCCCUGCUUACCUGGACGUGGGCCGGUGCCCCGAUGUGCACUGCCCCGGCCCCGUGAGCUCCAGCCCCCGGUGUGAGGACACUAGCACCCGCUGCUGCUCUGUGCGGCAUUUGCAGAGCCAGGAGGUCCACUGCUCUGGCUAUGUCCUCCCAGUGAAGGUGGUGGCCGAGUGUGGCUGCCAAAAGUGCCUGCCUCUGCGUGGCCUGGUCCGAGGCCGCGUGGUCGCUGCCGACUCGGGGGAGCCCCUUCGCUUUGCCCGCAUCCUGCUGGGCCGUGAGCCUAUCGGCUUCACCUCCUACCAGGGUGACUUCACCAUCGAGGUGCCACCAUCCCUGGAUCGCCUGGUGCUGACCUUCCUGGAUCCCAGCGGUGAGUUCGUGGAUGCCAUCAGGGUUCUGCCCUUUGACCCACGGGGCACUGGUGUGUACCAUGAGGUCAAGGCCAUUCGGAAGCAAGUCCCAGUCGUCUUGGACACUACUCAGAGCAACAGAAUCCCACUUGGUGAGCUGGGGGAUGAGGCCCCCGUGGGUGAGCUGGUCCUGCCUCCGGGGUCAUUCCGCUUUGCCGAUGGCCGGCCCUAUGAGGGUGCCGUGGAAGCCCGGGUAACCUUCGUGGAUCCCCGCAAUCUGGCCUCUGCUGCUGCUGCUCCCAGUGACCUGCGCUUUCUGGACCAAGAUGGGGAGCUGGCGUUGCUGCGCACAUAUGGCAUGUUCUCCGUGGACCUUCGUGCUGCCAGCUCUGGGGAGCAGCUACAGGCAGGGCCUCUGACUGUGCGUGUGGCUGCCGGGCAAAUCCAGAUGCCUGGCCACGCAGAGGCACUCAGGCUGUGGUCACUGGACCCCGGCACGGGCCUGUGGGAGGAGGAGAGCAGGUUCUGGCCCGAGGCACCCACUGGUCCCCGGGUCCGCCGAGAGGAGCGGGUCUUCCUGGUGGGUAACGUGGAGAUUCGGGAGCGGCGCCUGUUCAACCUUGACGUGCCCGAGCGCCGCCGCUGCUUUGUGAAGGUGCGUGUCUACGCCAAUGACAAGUUCACACCCAGCGAGCAGGUGGAGGGUGCUGUCGUCACGCUGGUCAACCUGGAACCUGCGCCUGGCUUCUCUGCCAAUCCCCGUGCCUGGGGCCGCUUUGAUAGUGCCGUCACCGGUCCCAAUGGUGCCUGCCUCCCUGCCUUCUGUGACGAAGACCAGCCUGAUGCCUAUACUGCCCUUGUCACUGCCACCCUGGGGGGUGAGGAGCUGGAGCCAGCGCCCUCCCGGCCCCGCCCACUCCCGGCCGAUGUGGGUGUCACCCAGCCCUACCUGGACAGGCUGGGCUAUAGGCGCACAGACCACGAGGACCCUGCCCUCAAGCGAAACGGCUUCCGCAUCAACCUGGCCAAGCCCAGGGCUGGCAACCCCACUGAGGCCCGUGGGCCCGUGUACCCGUGGCGCAGCCUGCGUGAAUGUCAGGAGGCCCCUGUGACUGACAGCCACUUCCGCUUCGCUCGUGUGGAGGCCGACAGGUAUGAGUACAACGUGGUGCCCUUUCGUGAGGGUGUGCCUGCCUCCUGGACCGGCGACUUCCUGUCCUGGUGGCCCAACCCACAGGAAUUCCGGGCCUGCUUCCUCAAGGUGCGCAUCCAGGGCCCCCAGGAGUACAUGGUACGUGCCCACAGUGCUGGGGGCAGCCAUCCACGCACACAGGGCCAGCUCUAUGGGCUGCGGGAUGCCCGCAGUGUCCGUGACCCCCAGCGAGCUGGCACAUCUGCCGCCUGUGUGGAAUUCAAGUGCAGUGGAAUGUUGUUCGACCAGCAGCAGGCGGACAGGACGCUGGUGACCAUCACACCGCAGGGUAGCUGCCGCCGCACAGCCAUCAACACGCUGCUGGAAGACUACCUGGCCAGGCACCCGCCGCCUGCACCAGCAGAUGACCCCACUGCCUUUACCAUGCUGGCCCCGCUGGACCCCCUGGGCCACAACUACGGUGUCUACACGGUCACUGACCAGAGCCCACGACUGGCCAAGGAGAUUGCCAUCGGCCGCUGCUUUGAUGGCUCCUCUGACGGCUUCUCACGGGAGAUGAAGGCCGACGCCGGCACUGCCGUCACCUUCCAGUGUCAUGAACCACCCACUGGCCGGCCCAGCCUCUUCCAGCGGCUGCUAGAGUCUCCAGCCGUGGCACUGGCUGACAUCCGCCAGGAGAUGGGUGAGGUGGCCCGAGGCCAGGCUCGUGCCACCGGCCCCCUCCGCACCCGCCGGGGAAGAACCCAGCAGUGA